This is a messenger RNA of Coregonus sp. 'balchen', 21706 nucleotides long. Lineage: Eukaryota; Metazoa; Chordata; Actinopteri; Salmoniformes; Salmonidae. The record is from the annotation of a GenBank genome assembly.
CACAAUGCUAUGAGAGCUGCAAAGAAAUUUCGCUUAGCAAGAAAAACAUCCUUCAACAACAAUGCACUAUCGAUGACAGCCCUCUCGACGUUACUGUGUAAGUUCCCUGCCUUGCGGAAACAACUGAAGAUGAUAAGAAUUACUCACAUCGGAAGAACACAUUUGGCAAGAAAUUUGGAUUACUGUUUCACUUGCAGUGAGGGAGCCUUCCUUUAGGUCAGGGAGUUGACGUAGGGACAAAAGCGGUAUAGCUGAAAAAGAUGGAGGAACACCGGAUUCAUAUAUCAAUACAAAUGAUGGGUCUCAUGCUAUUUGCUCUCCCACAUUACUCUGACACCUUAAAUCUAAACCUGGUUAACUUCACGGAGUUCUCUGGCCCUGAGGGAAGCUUCUUUGGCUUCUCUGCAGAUUUCUAUCAGUUUAGCAACAACACGUGAGUAUUGCAAUGUACUAUUUGGUAAGUUUAGGCUUUUCUUCUUUCAGUAGGGUUUGCACAGUUUUUAUGGUAUCUGUAAAACUACACAAAUUAGUGGAUUUGGCUAUUUCAGCCACACCCGUUGCUGACAGGUGUAUAAAAUCGAGCACACAGCCUUGCAGUCUCCAUAGAGAAACAUUGGCAGUAGAAUGGCCUAACUGAAAAGCUCAGUGACUUUAAAAGUGGCACUGUCAUAGGAUGCCACCUAUCCAACAAGUCAGUUUGUCAAACUUCUGCCCUCCUAGAGCUGCCCCGGUCAACUGUAAGAACAGUUAUUGUGAAGUGGAAACAUCUAGGAGCAACAACGUCUCAGCCGCAAAGUGCUAGACUACACAAGCUCACAGAACGGAACCAGCACGUAAAAAUUGUCUGUCUGCAGUUGCAACACUCACUUCCGAGUUCCAAACUGCCUCUAGAAGCAAUGUCAGAACAAGAACUGUUCGUCGGGAGCUUCAUCAAAUGGGUUUCCACGGCCGACCAGCCGCACACAAGCCUAAGAUCACAAUGAGGAAUGCCAAGCAUCUGCUGGAGUGGUGUAAAGCUCGCUGCCAUUGGACUCUGGAGCAGUGGAAACGCGUUCUCUGGAGUGAUGAAUCACGCUUCACCAUCUGGCAGUCCGACAGACUAAUCUGGGUUUGGCGGAUGCCAGUAGAAUACUACCUGCCCCAAUGCAUUGUGCCAACUGUAAAGUUUGGUGGAUGAGGAAUAAUGGUCUGGGGCUGUUUUUCAUGGUUUGGGUUAGGCCCCUUAGUUCCAGUGAAGGGAAAUCUUCAUGCUACAGCAUACAAUGACAUUCUAGAUGAUUCUGUGCUUCCAACUUUGUGGCAACAGUUUGGGGAAGGCCCUUUCCUGUUUCAGCAUGACAAUGCCCCCCUUGCACUAAGCGAAGUCCAUACAGAAAUGGUUUGUCAAGAUCGGUGUUGAAGAACUUGACUGGCCUGCACAAAGACCUGACCUCAAUCCCAUAGAACACCUUUGGGAUGAAUUGGAACGCCGACUGCGAGCAUGCCUAAUCACCCAACAACAGUGCCCAACCUCACUAACGUUCUUGUGGAUGAAUGGAAGCAAGUCCCCGCAGCAGUGUUCCAACAUCUAGUGGAAAGCUUUCCCAGAAGAGUGGAGGCUGUUAUAGCAGCAAAGGGGGGACCAACUCCAUAUUAACCUCUUAAGGAUCGGACCCUAUACAUUACUUUCACUCAUCUAGAUGGCCGGGCGGGGUGGGUGUGGAGCCAGAGACAGCAGGGGUUCAAAAUGUAGAACUCAGUUCCUACAUUUGAAUAUAAAAAUUGAUUUAAUCAAACAAAACUGUGCUACAUUUUAUCUCUGGGUCCCUUAGGAUGACAAAUCAGAGCAAGAUUACUGAAUCUAAGUACAUUAUUUACCUUCAGAGGUGAAUGUAUCAAACAGUUGCCAUGAUACGUUUUUUUGUUGUUGUGCACUCUCCUCAAACAAUAGAAUGGUAUUUUUUCACUAUAAUAGCUACUGUAAAUUGGACAGUGCAGUUAUAUUAACAAUAAUUUAAGCAUUCUGCCCAUAUAAGACAUGUCUAUGUCCUGGAAAGUUUGCUGUUACUUACAACAGUCAUGAUAAUCACAUUAGCGCACGUUAGCUCAACCGUCCUGUAUACGGGACACCAAUCCCGUAGAGGUUAAUGCCCAUGAUUUUGGAAUGAGAUUUUGAUGAGUAGCUGUCCACAUACUUUGGGUCAUGUAGUGUAUAUGCUUGGAUUACUCUUAUAUUAAAUUGGGCAAGGUACAGUUGAAGUCGGAUGUUUACAUACACCUUAGCCAAAUACAUUUAAACUCAGUUUUUCACAAUUGCUGACAUUUAAUCCUAGUAAAAAUUCACUGUCUUAGGUCAGUUAGGAUCAAUACUUUAUUUUACGAAUGUGAAAUGUCAGAAUAAUAGUAGAGAGAUUUAUUUAAGCUUUUAUUUCUUUCAUCACAUUCCCAGUGGGUCAGAAGUUUACAUACACUCAAUUAGUAUUUGGUAGCAUUGCCUUUAAAUUGUAUAACUUGGGUCAAAUGUUUCGGGAAGCCUUCCACAAGCUUCCCACAAUAAGUUGGGUGAAUUCAGGCCCGUUCCUCCUGACAGAGCUGGUGUAACUGAGUCAGGUUUGUAGGCCUCCUUGCUCGCACACGCUUUUUCAGUUCUGCCCACAAAUGUUCUAUUGGAUUGAGGUCAGGGCUUUGUGAUGGCCACUCCAAUACCUUGACUGUGUUGUCCUUAAGCCAUUUUGCCACAACUUUGGAAGUAUGCUUGGGGUCAUUGUCCAUUUGGAAGACCCAUUUGCGACCAAGCUUUAACAUCCUGACUGAUGUCUUGAGAUGUUGCUUCAAUAUAUCCACAUAAUUUUCCUUCCUCAUGAUGCCAUCUAUUUUGUGAAGUGCACCAGUCCCUCCUGCAGCAAAGCAUACCCACAGCAUGAUGCUGCCACCCCGGUGCUUCACGGUUGGGAUGGUGUUCUUCGGCUUGCAAGCGACCCCCUUUUUCCUCCAAACAUAACGAUGGUCAUUAUGGCCAAACAGUUAUAUUUUUGUUUCUUCAGACCAGAGGACAUUUCUCCCAAAAGUACGGUCUUUGUCCCCAUGUGCAGUUGCAAACCGUAGUCUGGCUUUUUUAUGGCGGUUUUGGAGCAGUGGCUUCUUCCUUGCUGAGCGGCCUAUCAGGUUAUGUUGAUACAGGACUCGUCUUACUGUGGAUAUACAGUGGGGAGAACAAGUAUUUGAUACACUGCCGAUUUUGCAGGGUUUCCUACUUACAAAGCAUGUAGAUGUCUGUACUUUUUAUCAUAUGUACACUUCAACAAAAAUCCAGAAAAUUCCAUUGUAUGAAUUUUAAGUAAUUAAUUUGCAUUUUAUUGCAUGACAUAAGUAUUUGAUCACCUACCAACCAGUAAGAAUUCCGGCUCUCACAGACCUGUUCGUUUUUCUUUAAGAAGCCCUCCUGUUCUCCACUCAUUACCUGUAUUAACUGCACCUGUUUGAACUCAUUACCUGUAUAAAAGACACCUGUCCACACACUCAAUCAAACAGACUCCAACCUCUCCACAAUGGCCAAGACCAGAGAGCUGUGUAAGGACAUCAGGGAUAAAAUUGUAGACCUGCACAAGGCUGGGAUGGGCUACAGGACAAUAGGCAAGCAGCUUGGUGAGAAGGCAACAACUCUUGGCGCAAUUAUUAGAAAAUGGAAGAAGUUCAAGAUGACGGUCAAUCACCCUCGGUCUGGGGCUCCAUGCAAGAUCUCACCUCGUGGGGAAUCAAUGAUCAUGAGGAAGGUGAGGGAUCAGCCCAGAACUACACGGCAGGACCUGGUCAAAGAGCUGAAGAGAGCUGGGACCACAGUCUCAAAGAAAACCAUUAGUAACACACUACGCCGUCAUGGAUUAAAAUCCUGCAGCGCACGCAAGGUCCCCCUGCUCAAGCCAGCGCAUGUCCAGGCCCGUCUGAAGUUUGCCAAUGACCAUCUGGAUGAUCCAGAGGAGGAAUGGGAGAAUGUCAUGUGGUCUGAUGAGACAAAAAUAUAGCUUUUUGGUCUAAACUCCACUCGCCGUGUUUGGAGGAAGAAGAAGGAUGAGUACAACCCCAAGAACACCAUCCCAACCGUGAAGCAUGGAGGUGGAAACAUCAUUCUUUGGGGAUGCUUUUCUGCAAAGCGGACAGGACGACUGCACCGUAUUGAGGGGAGGAUGGAUGGGGCCAUGUAUCGCAAGAUCUUGGCCAACAACCUCCUUCCCUCAGUAAGAGCAUUGAAGAUGGGUCGUGGCUGGGUCUUCCAGCAUGACAACGACCCGAAACACACAGCCAGGGCAACUAAGGAGUGGCUCUGUAAGAAGCAUCUCAAGGUCCUGGAGUGGCCUAGCCAGUCUCCAGACCUGAACCCAAUAGAAAAUCUUUGGAGGGAGCUGAAAGUCCGUAUUGCCCAGCAACAGCCCCGAAACCUGAAGGAUCUGGAGAAGGUCUGUAUGGAGGAGUGGGCCAAAAUCCCUGCUUCAGUGUGUGCAAACCUGGUCAAGACCUACAGGAAACGUAUGAUCUCUGUAAUUGCAAACAAAGGUUUCUGUACCAAAUAUUAAGUUCUGCUUUUCUGAUGUAUCAAAUACUUAUGUCAUGCAAUAAAAUGCAAAUUAAUUACUUAAAAAUCAUACAAUGUGAUUUUCUGGAUUUUUGUUUUAGAUUCCGUCUCUCGCAGUUGAAGUGUAUCUAUGAUAAAAAAUGACAGACCUCUACAUGCUUUGUAAGUAGGAAAACCUGCAAAAUCUGCAGUGUAUCAAAUACUUGUUCUCCCCACUGUAGAUACUUUUGUGCCUGUUUUCUCCAGCAUCUUCACAAGGUCCUUUGCUGUUGUUCUGGGAUUGAUUUGCACUUUCCGCACAAAAGUAUGUUAAUCUCUUGGAGACAGAACGCGUCUCCUUCCUAAGCGGUAUGACGGCUGCGUGGUCCCAUGGUGUUUAUACUUGCAAACUAUUGUUUGUACAGAUGAACGUGGUACCUCCAGGCGUUUGCAAAUUGCUCCCAAGGAUGAACCAGACUUGUGGAAGUCUACAAUGUUUUUCUGAGGUCUUGGCUGAUUUCUUUUGAUUUUCCCAUGAUGUCAAGCAAAGAGGCACUGAGUUUGAAGGUAGGCCUUGAAAUACAUCCACAGGUACACCUCCAAUUGACUCAAAUGAUGUCAAUUAGCCUAUCAGAAGCUUCUAAAGCCAUGACAUCAUUUUCUGGAAUUUUCCAAACUGUUUAAAGGCACAGUCACCUUAUUGUAUGUAAACUUCUGACCCACUGGAAUUGUGAUACAGUGAAUUAUAAGUGAAAUAAUCUGUCUGUAAACAAUUGUUGGAAAAAUUGCUUGUGUCAUGCACAAAGUAGAUGUCCUUACCGACUUGCCAAAACUAUAGUUUGUUAACAAGAAAUGUGUGGAGUGGUUGAAAAACAAGUUUUAAUGACUCCAACCUAAGUGUAUGUAAACUUCCGACUUCAACUGUAUGUGGAGUUUGAAUGGCUUUUCAUCACAUGCUUGUCUGAAAUCCCAGAGGUUAUUUUAACCCUAGUUUUUUCUGUCCCACAGCAUCAGUGUUGUGGUUGGGGCCCCCAGAGCCAACACCAGUCAGCCAGGAGUCACUGAGGCGGGGGCUGUGUAUCUCUGUCCCUGGGCACAGACAGGAGGGGCCUGUACUACCAUGACCUUUGACACAAAAGGUAAACCUUUACGUAUCAACAGUCCUAUUCAUGCAUUUCUCUAUUUUUUACUGAUGCUGUGAACAUAUUAGCAUACUGUAGAUUAGUAAGUACAGUACCAGUCAAAAGUUUGGACACACCUACUCAUUCAAGGGUUUUUCUUUAUUUGUACUAUUUUCUACAUUGUAUAAUAAUCGUGAAGACAUCAAAACUAUGAAAUAACACAUAUGGAAUCAUGUAGUAACCAAAAAAGUGUUAAACAAAUCAUAAUAUAUUUCAUAUUUGAGAUUCUUCAAAGUAGCCACCCUUUGCCUUGAUGACAGCUUUGUAGACUCUUGGCAUUCUCUCAAACAGCUUCACCUGGAAUUAUUUUCCAACAGUCUUUAAGUUGUUCCCACAUAUGCUGAGCACUUGUUGGCUGCUUUUCCUUCACGCUGCGGUCCAACUCAUCCCAAACCAUCUCAAUUGGGAUGAGGUCGGAUGAUUGUGGAGGCCAGGUCAUCUGAUGCAGCACUCCAUCACUCUCCUUCUUGGUCAAAUAGCCCUUGUACAGCCUGGAGGUGUGAUGGGUCAUCGUCCUGUUGAAAAACAAAUGAUAGUCCCACUAAGCGCAAACCAGAUGGGAUGGCUUAUCGCUGCAGAAUGCUGUGGUAGCCAUGCUGGCUAAGUGUGCGUUGAAUUCUAAAUAAAUCACCAGUGUCACCAGCAAAGCAACCCCACACCAUCACACCUCCUCCAUGCUUCACGGUGGGAACCACACAUGCAGAGAUCAUCCGUUCACCUACUCUGCAUCUCACAAAGACACGGCGGUUGGAACCAAAAAUCUCAAAUAUGGACUCAUCAGACAAAAGGACAGAUUUACACCGGUCUAAUCUCCAUUGCUCAUGUUUCUUGGCCCAAGCAAAUCUCUUCUUCUUAUUGGUGUCUUUUAGUAGUGCUUUCUUUGCAGCAAUUUGACCAUGAAGGCCUGAUUCACACAGUCUCCUCUGUACAGUUGAUGUUGAGAUGUGUCUGUUACUUUAACUCUGUGAAGCAUUUAUUUGGGCUGCAAUCUGAUGUGCAGUUAACUCUAAUUAACUUAAUCUCUUCAGCAGAGGUAACUCUGGGUCUUCCUUUCCUGUGGGGGUCCUCAUGAGAGCCAGUUUCAUCAUAGCGCUUGAUGGUUUUUGCGACUGCACUUGAAGAACUUAGAAAGUUCUUCAUUUUUUCCAGCUUGACUGACCUUCUUGUCAAAGUAAUGCUGGACUGUCAUUUCUCUUUGUUUAUUUGAGCUGUUCUUGCCAUAAUAUGGACUUGGUCUUUUACCAAAUAGGGCUAUCUUCUGUAUUCCACCCCUACCUAGUCACAACACAAGUGAUUGGCUCAAACGCAUUAAGAAUGAAAGAAAUUCCACAAAGUAAUUUUUAACCAUGCACACAUGUUAAUUGAAAUGCAUUCCAGGUGACUACCUCAUGAAGCUGGUUGAGAGAAAGCCAAGAGUGUGCAAAGCUGUCAUCAAGGCAAAGGGUGGCUACUUUGAAAAAUCUCAAAUAUAAAAUAUAUUUUGGUCACUUUUUUGGUUACUACAUGAUUCCAUAUGUGUUAUUUCAUAGUUUUGAUGUCUUCACUAUUAUUCUAAAAUGUAUAAAAUAGUACAAAAAGGUUGACAAACUGAGCUGUCUGAUGUAAAUACAGGUGAUGAGGUUUAUCCUCACCAGAACUUAGUGAUAAGGUCCUCAAAGUCCCACCAGUGGUUUGGAGCUACUGUGCGAUCCUCCGGAAACUACAUUGUGGUGAGUUUUUCCAGCCAUUGUGGCACAAUACUCUUCCCACUCUCUCUGACUCUUUGAAACCAGUCACUCAUUGUGCUGUGAGUCUGACGGCCGCUGUAUACAGUCACUGUGCAGUAUAGAAUGCAUCAGAUAUCGAUCCUCUAAAUCUUUUACACAACCCCUCUCCCUCCCUCGAUAUAUUUUCUUUCCUCUCCCACUGUCAUUCUCCCUCUAUCAUUAUGUUUCUCCCAACCACCAACCUACUCCCUCUUUCUACCAAUGUUAUGUUUGUCUGCCUCUGCUCCUUCUUAAUUUACAUUCUCCACAUCACUUUGUUUUACCCUUCUCUUGAUCUCUAUAUCACUUUCCUUCUCCCACUCUUUCUCUUUCUCCCUCUCCUCCCUUCUCUCUCUCUCCCUCCCUCCCCCUGCGCCAGGCCUGUGCCCCCCUGUUCCACUGGAACGUGAUAGACGUGGAUGAACGUGACGAGGCCCAGAACACUCCAGUGGGUAACUGCCUAGUGUUGAACACACUGACGGGGAAAACGGUUGACUUCUCCCCCUGCAAAGAAGUCAUGACGGAGAAGGUUUACAAAGCCCUGAAGUACAGUAAGAGAUAUUAGUCAUGCCAUUAGUACCUGUACAGUACAGUAAGAGGUUCCUCUGUUGUCCACUCAAAACUUAAAGGCUGCAUUUAUGCAUUCAGCCCACUUUUGAUCAGAAUUAACGCAGCCAAACAAGCAUCCAGUCAGAACUGUGGUGGUAAUUUAGUAUUUUUGUCACUGCUAUGCCUCAAAACUACUAGGGUAUUCCUUCUUAAAAUAGCAGUUGACUUCAUGUUCACAAGUUUGCCUGCUGGUCUUUCUUUCUACUCUGCGUGUUUUCAUCUUUAAUCCUAAUCUUGAUUUUCAGAUAAUGACAGACGAUACUGUGAAGUGGGAUUUAGCUCCGACAUAACAAAGGUGCCCACACUCCAAACUUUUUCUUUUUGAUUCAUAUAAUGUUAUACAUUGCACAGUAAUGUAGCAGAAUAGAUCAGUAAUGGUUAGAGCCACAUAGUUUAUGAUAUUGUAAGGUAGUAAUUACACCAACAGUGUUAUGAUACCAUCUAUAACAAUAAUUGGAUUUGUUUCUUGCUGUACUAUUCUAGGAUGGAAGGCUCCUUAUUGGUGCCCCUGGAGGCUACUACUUUCAAGGUAACAUGUGCCAUCUGGUGUUCAGAGUGUGUUAACAAAAUUAUUAGCCUGGUUAAACCAGAUUGAACACUACACUGAGGUAAAACAGUGGUGAGUGUAGCGUUCAGUCUGGUUUAACCAGGCUACAACAUGGUGGCUUCCAUAAUUGCAUUCAUCAACACUCCUAGGUAGAAUGUGUACAUUAAUAGCCCUGUUGUUAGGAUGUCUCCAGGAAGGUAAUGGUUGAUGAUGACUGAGCAUUAUGAAUUAACAUAUUACUAGUCUCGGGAAAAUUCCAGACCUAGAGCAACAGCAUGUCAGAACAUUGUUAAUGUGGGAGGCAACCCGUCUGCUUUAUUUUACUAAUAUCACUGUGGAAUAUUAUGAAAUAAAUAUGUAUAAACAUCACUUAAGUGUAUUCUCCAAAUGCUGGUUGCGGUGCUUAACCUUUCUGUUGCAGGUCAGAUCAUCAGUGCAGGACUGCUUGACAUUGUCAACAGUGCCAAGAGACAGAAUGCCAAACCUUAUGUGGCAGGACAAACCCAUUCCCCUGAGACUGGUGGAUACGAUCGUUACCAUGGUAAGAGGGUUACACUCAAGACUUGUGGUCUAAAGCAAUUGUUUUCAAGCCUCUUCUCAGAGACGCCCAGAUGUUUCACAAUUUUGUUGUAGCCCUGAACUAGCAAACCAAAUUCACCUAAUCAAGGGCUUGAUGAUUAGUUGACAAGUUGAAUCAGGUGUGCUACCCCGAGAAGAUGUUUGAGAACCACUGGCCUAAAAUAUUCAGUCCAAUGAUGUUCAGAGACAUUCUCAUUAGUUCAAUAAACCAGAAAGGUUGAUGCGUUACACUGGUUCGCCAACAGGGUAUUCUGUGGCCACUGGCGAGUUCACUGGAGACUCAAUACCAGGUGAGAAAGUUUCUGUCAAAAGGGUCCACACAACCAGAUAAUUACUAGCCUGGUCCCAGUUUGUACUAUCAUUCCAACUCAUUGUCAUGCCAAGCAUUUGUUCAUGUUUGGCAUGACAUGGAAUGGCAAGUGGUGGAAUGUUAGCACAUAGGCCCACAGACUUGUGCCCAGGCUAGAGAAUAACUUCCUACACUUUAUGUGCCUGGUAGUGAUAGUGACAGCUGUACAAACCUUCAAACAUUUGUCGGUAAGAUACAAAAGGUUGAAACAUUUCUCAAUAAUUAAUUAUUGUGUUUUAAAUCCAGUAUUUAUUUUCUGUUUCAGAUUAUGUGGCUGGGGUGCCUAAUGACCGCAACACAGCAGGAACAGUAAGGGCUCCCGAUGGCGUUAUGAUAAUUUACUUUUCAUUUAUUAGAGAGUGAUCUAAGCUAAUGUUUUGGUUUCUAUCCAGGUCAAAAUCUAUAAUGGAAAUUCAAUUGACUUUUUGGGAGUGAAACACACAUUCUUAGGCUCUCAGGUGAGACUAUACUUACAUAACUUACAUCAUACUUUAUUUUGAUUGACUUGUUUACAGGAUGAAGAAGUGAUCACUAUGUGACAUCAUGUCUAUACAGAUAGGCCUAUGUGUUGAUAUCUGAGUGAUGAGCGAUGUAGUCCACUCAAAACCACAUGCAUCUUUCAUCUUGCAGGUGGCCUCUUACUUUGGCCACAGCGUUGCAGUGACUGAUAUUAACAAUGAUGGGUAAGUAAGUCAGAACUCUCUUACUUGCUUUUUUUAGUCCUUGAUCAUUGAAGUAUUAAACAUGAAUUAACCACCUGACAGCAUCUAAGCCACUGGUCGCUAGUUUGCUGUCUUGAGGAACCAUGAAAAAGAGCUCAAAUGUCCAGCCGUUCUUGCUCUGUCUACUACAGACGAGAUGACAUCCUAAUCGGGGCGCCCCUCUUCAUGGAGCGUGUGUCAGGCCAGCAGUUACAGGAGGUGGGCCAGGUGAGUGAACACCUGAUGAGCCCUGGGUGGUCGAAAUGUUAUCAAAUAAAUCUAUCACAUGGGAGCAUAGUGUGCAGUCUCCAUUCACCUUUUAUUAACCAUUUUGUUUAUAACCAGCACCUGCUCCGAGACAAUGGAUGUGUGUAAUCCUUUCCCAGGUGAGUGUGUACCUGCAGAGAGAGCGCUCCACCUUCCACUCCAAGCCAGACCAGAAGCUGACAGGUUCCCAGGUGUACGGACGCUUUGGCAGCACCAUCGCCCCCCUCGGUGACCUGGACAAGGACGGUUUUAACGGUGAGGCUCUGAUAUACAGUAAUUUGACUUUUAGUACAUGUAUCUGCCCUUCUACUAUAGUAACUGCCUCAGGGGCAGCAGAAUCGGAAGUAUUUGCUUUUCUGGGUAACUUAACCAAGGAAUAUUAUUAAAUAUCCUCCACAAAACACUUUCAUCUCCUUUCAGAAACAAUCUUUGAUUUCAUGAUUCCCUCUUGAAAUGCUCAAUUUUCUAACGGUGGGGAAUGGUUUUGUCAUAGCAGUGUUUCGAUACACUCUGUCCAUGGAUUACUCAUCACUAUAAAGCGUUUCUCUCUCUCUUCCCUCUCCCUCUCUCUCUCAGAUGUUGCUGUGGGAGCCCCAUCCUCAGGCAUUGAAGGGAGGGUUUUCAUCUACAUGGGGACUAGCGAUGGACUGUCUCCCCAGUAUACCCAAGUCAUUGAGAGUCCCUUCCAGUCCCUAGGCUCUCCAGCACAGUUUGGCUUCACCCUGAGAGGGGCCAUUGACAUUGAUUCAAAUGGCUACCCAGGUUAGUCUGAAAACUAACUCUUCGGAAACUGUGGGCUUGCUUACCUUGAUUUAGAAAAGAUGUGUGUUUGAUUAUAUUUGGGUUAUACUUGUGUUUAGACUUUAAGCGAUUGAUUCUAGCCCAAAAACAAGAUUUGAGAAGUUAUGGAACAACAAACCUUAGUCCGCCAACAAUUCCCAACAAUCUCCUCAACAAUGUCCCUACCUCUCUUGUCAAGCCACAGUGACAAUCCUGCCAAGACCACUUGGAGAUGUCAAACUGUACGAUCACUUGGAGGUCACUCUGCUCCAUUACGACUCCACUAUCAGCCUCUGACGCAGUUCAACGACAGCGGCAGCAAAGAUUUCUGUUGUCCUUUUCGUUGUAGCUGACUACUACCCAAGGGCAUAUUUCCACUGCUUAACAACGUCCCCGUUCCUUUCAGUCCCAGUAAAAACGUCCUCUAAUGUUUGUCUCCCGGAGGCGAAGGCAAAGUUUCACGGACAAACAAGAGAGAAACAGAAAGGUCACUCAUCCAGUGGAGUGGCUGACAUUUGUCCGGGGAGAGCACUAAAUGGAGAUACAUUUGGUACCGUGGGGUCCCUUGGAGACUAGUGAGCUACUCUCAACACAGCAAUGCUUUUUGAUAUGCAACACCUCUGGCUUAUAAAGACACUCAUGGCACUCUUUGUCUCUUGUCUCCCCAGUGAGGUCGUCACAGUUCAACUCUUUGAGACAAACUGGUCACUGUGAAAACGAUUGCCUUUUUUUUCAGCUGACCUCUUUCCUUGAAAAUACUUUUGUUUCUUAGGAGUCGCCGUGAUAUGAAAGCAGAGGUCCUGGCUGUUAGCAAAGGGAAAUCAAUCCCAUGCACUAUUUUUGUGACCCUUUCAUGAGAAAGUGCUAUCGAUCAUGUAUAUAUAUUUUUUUAAGCUGUUUCAUGACCCUAUAUUUCUGAUGUUUCAAGACUAGAAAAAUAACAACUUGCAACUUGUUACUAUGAAUCUUUGUUGCCUCACAGAUCUAAUUGUUGGUGCUUGGGGAGUCAAUAAGAUUGCUGUGUACAGGUACAGUAGUGUGAGAUAAACAAACUGUUUAUAUGUUACUUUAAAUUAACUUGAGAAAUGUUAUCUAUUGCAGGAUUAACAUUUGCAUUCACAAUGUACCUACAUCGUCUAUUCAGUGGUAUGAAUGUCUAUGAUUCUACAAAUAUUAGUAUUCUACAAUGUCUAUUUUUUCUCUGUUUGUGUGGGGUUGAACCAGGGCUCAAGCCAUGGUGAUGGCCAAGACCCAACUCUCCCUCUACCCUGACUUCUUGAACCCAGAUGUGAAGGAGUGUGAGCACCCCACCACCAACGAGCCUGUGGCCUGGUAAAGAUUAUUCUCACACCAGAGUAUCAUACCACUAGUGUGGGCAUGUCACGUUCGUUGAAUGACGGGUCAGACCAAGGCGCAGCGUGAUAUACGUACAUGUUUAUUAAACCAAAUAAACACAACGACAAAACAACAAACUAAAUGAAACGUGAAGUCCAAGGUAGCACACACAACAUACCUUACACGAAACAAGAUCCCACAACUAGACAGUGCCAAUAGGCUGCCUAAGUAUGGUCCCCAAUCAGAGACAACGAGCGACAGCUACCUCUGAUUGGGAACCACAUCGGCCAACAUAGAUCUACACAUAAUAGAUCAAAACAUAGAAUAAACACCACAUAGAAUAUACACACCCUGACUCAACAUAUAAGAGUCCCCUGAGUCAGGGCGUGACAGUACCCCCCCCCCCCCCCCCCCCAAAGGUGCGGAUUCCGACCGCGCAACCUUCACUUAACAGAGUAGGGGCCGGGUGGGCAUUCCGACUCGGAGGCCGAUCCGGCUCCGGGCGUGACGACCUCAUACUCUCCCUGUUGCGCCCCUGGUCUGGUCUGGACCACGGCGCGCUGCUUCCCCUCUCCUUCCUCCCACGAUACGCCAGGCCCUGUCUGGACCCUGGUUUGGGAGACCCCGAACCUGGAGAGGGGCUGACGUCAUGGUCUGGACUGGAGCCGCUGACCGGAGCUGGACUGGGCACUGGUAGAGCGGACUACUCUGGCUCCGGAGUGGAGCCGCUGACCGGAGCUGGAUCAGGCACCGGUGGAGCGGACUGCUCUGGCUCCGGAGUGGAGCCGCUAACCGGAGCAGGAUCAGGCACCGGUGGAGCGGACUUCUCUGGUUCCGGAGUGGAACAGCUGACCGGAACUGGAUCAGGCACCGGUGGAGAGGACUGCUCUGGUUCCGGUGUGGAGCAGCGGUGGAACGGGCACGGGCCGUGCCGGACUGGACAAACGCACAACUGGUCUGGUGCGAAGAGCAGGCACGGGCCGGACCGGACUCGGAACACGCACCACUGGCUUGGUGCGAGGGGCAGGAAUGGGCCGGACUGGUGACGCGCAACACUGGCUUGGUGCGAGGAGCAGGAACAGGCCGGGCCGGACUGGCGACGCGCACCACUGACUUGGUGCGAGGAGCAGGAACAGGCCGGGCCGGACUGGCGACGCGCACCACUGGCUUGGUGCGAGGAGCAGGAACAGGCCGGGCCGGACUGGCAACGCACACCACUGGCUUGGUGCGAGGAGCAGGAACAGGCCGGACUGGCGACGCGCACCACUGGCUUGGUGCGAGGAGCAGGAACAGGCCGGACUGGCGACGCGCACCACUGGCUUGGUGCGAGGAGCAGGAACAGGCCGGGCCGGACUGGCGACGCGCACCACUGGCUUGAUGCGAGGAGCAGGAACGGGCCGGGCCGGACUGGCGACGCGCACCACUGGCUUGGUGCGAGGAGCAGGAACGGGCCGGACUGGCGACAUGCACCACUGGCUUUGUGCGAGGAGCAGUAACAGGCCGGGCCGGGCUGGCGAAGCGCACCACUGGCUUGGUGCGAGGAGCAGGAACGGGCUGGACCGAACUGUGAAGGCGGUCUGGAGGUCUGGAGCAGAGAGCUGGCACAACCCGUCCUGGCUGGCUGCCCACUUUCGCACGGCACGUGCGUGGUGCAAGCACAGGAUGUACAGGACUGUGCCGGCGCACUGGCGACACAGUACGUAGCUCCGCAUAAUACGGAGCUUGCCCAGUCAUACGCUUCCUUGCGUGAGUACGGGGAGUUGGCUCUGCUCUGACACUAGGCUCCGCCAACCACCCUGUGUGCCCCCCAAAAUGGUUUUAUUGGGGCUGCUUCUCGGGCUUCCUCCUUGACCGGCCUCCUCCGUGUUGCCGUUGCUCCUCUCCUUCCUGGGCAUCUACCUUAGCCCAUGGUCCUUUCCCCGCAAAUAUCUCCUCCCAUGACCACAAAUUGGCCACCUGUGACAUGGCCAUCCGCUCCGCCUGGGCACGCUGCUUGGUCCUCGUUUGGUGGGAUCUUCUGUCACGUUCGUUGAAUAACGGGUCAGACCAAGGCGCAGCGUGAUAUACGUACAUGUUUAUUAAACCAAAUAAACACAACGACAAAACAACAAACUAAACGGAACGUGAAGUCCAAGGUGGCACACACAACAUACCUUACACGGAACAAGAUCCCACAACUAGACAGUGCCAAUAGGCUGCCUAAGUAUGGUCCCCAAUCAGAGACAACGAGCGACAGCUGCCUCUGAUUGGGAACCACACCGGCCAACAUAGAUCCACACAUACUAGAUCGACAACAUAGAAUACACAACAAAGAAUAUACACACCCUGACUCAACAUAUACGAGUCCCCUGAGUCAGGGCGUGACAGGGCAUUAACCAUAGCUGCGGGAAGUAGUUUGGGAGUGGGGGUGUUGCGUUGAUUCUUAUUAUUUUAUUAUUGUAUUUUUAUAGGGGUGGGGGGUGCUGAAAAAAUAUUUGUGCCUGCACUACAUACUCUAUAUUGGUCCGCUAAUACAACACUAUUAAAGGUCCAGUUUCUAUACUUUUGUGAACAAAUAUUUAAAUGUUGUAUUAAUAUUCUUUUUGAUUCCGAUUUUUUAGGGGGUGCUGCAGCACCCUCAGCACCCCUACUUCCCGUGGCUAUGGCAUUAACCCAACUCACCUCUGCUGCAGGAAUGUUUGUGUAUUUUUGGCCAACUGGGAAGAACAUUUCUGAUGGACAAAUGUUCGUGGGCACAGCAAGCAUGCACAUGUUGGCACUAUGUAGAAUUCCUGUAGUAUCCUAAGUGCCGAACACAUUAUUGAGAUGUGUGACAUGCCUGGACAGUUCCUGGUUGUGUUAGACUGAUCUUUCCCAUGAUGGUGUGUGAAUUUGUUAUUGUAAAUUCAGAAUGACAUUAUGACUGUCUCUAUCCUUACAGCUUCACAGUCAUGAUGUGCAUUAGUGUGUCUGGCCACAGCAUUCCAGAGGAGAUAGGUAGGAGACGCAUACUGAAGUAAUUGAUUCCUGUGGAAACAUACAUAUUCUCUUUGAGUUUGAGUUUUCUGUUUGUUCAAGAUACUGUAAAUCCACUCUUGUAGUUCUAGAUGCAGAGCUUCAACUGGACAAGAUGAAACAGCCAAUGGCCAGGAGGACCCUGUUGCUGCAGACCAAUCUGCCCCAAGAGUAUUUCCAGCUAACCAUUCAGAGAGAUGUGGGAGUGGUCUGCAGGAACCAAACUGCUUACCUAAGGGUGGGUUGCUUUUGCCAAUUUAGCCAAUUUAUAGGCCUGUAUUUUGUAUAUAGAGUAUUACAAUGGUCAGUGCUCAAAACCUGAAUGUUGCAGCAGUGUUCUUACCAGUCUGAUGCCUCCAAGUGGCCAUUCACUGAAGUGACACUACAACAGGCUCCAAUACAAUUAGUAACCUCACAAAAAUUGUGUGAACACUGCCAUUGUCAGUGGCAACAGACAAACCUGAAAGGGGAGUAUAUUGAUAUUGUCUUAACACAACAUGAUCCACUAAACUGCAGUAGAUAUUUACUGAAUUUAAAUUUAAUUGAGGGUAAAUUGCAUCAAUGUCAGUACUGCAUCCUGUCUCUCUUUCCAGCAUGAGUCAGAGUUCAAGGACAAGCUGAGCCCCAUCUUCAUCUCCCUGAACUACAGCCUGUCCAACUCCAUCUCCCAGGAGGCCAUGCUGCAUGGCCAGAGAGCUGUGGUCACACAGGUGACAUCACACAUUAUAUUCUAAAUGUAUAAAUACAUUUUAGUUUGCAAAGGAAUAACAUUGUAUAAGUGGUGAUUACACAGUUGUAACCUAUGAAUUAGCCUACGUGUUUGUUUCUUUGGGUGUAAAAAUGUGUCUCUGUGUGUUGUGCAGACCAGGAUCAUUCUGGACUGCGGAGAGGACAACAUCUGUGUCCCUGACCUGAGGCUGACUGCUGAAGCGUGAGUGUCAAACUCCCCUGAGGUCCACAUCACUCAGUAGUAUAAUCUGUUUUCUUAGUCAUUCUACAUUUUCAAGACUUUAACCAAGUGAGAUCUCAUGGGAUCAGUGUGCGGGAAAAUAGGGUUACGUUAUUUGUACUACGAACCAUGCAGGUAACGGAAUAUCAGGGAAAUGAUUGUCUAGUUAGAGUGUUUUAUUCCUGUCUACUAUACAACCCUUUACACCUCUGCCUUUGACCCAUCCUCAGAGGUACCGACCGUCUUCUGAUAGGGGAUGACCACCCUGCCCUGUUGGUCAUCACAGCGGAGAACAGAGGAGAGGGGGCCUACGAGACCGAGCUGGAGAUACGUCCACCAACCAACACACACUACCAGAGUAUGGUGACUGACAGAGAGGUGACUGUCAUUCUCCUGUUCAUAAUAAAAGGGAAUUGUUAACAGAGUGAUAUCAACUGUCCCACGCACGUGACCUGCAGGAAAAACUCUGAGCCCAGAGUUUUGCUGGUCAGGUUACGUGGUCAGCAUAACCUACUGGCUCUACGUAAAACACACUGUCUGCAUCUGAAAUGGCACCCUAUUCCCUAUAUAGUGCACUACUUUUGACAAGAGCCUCAUGGACCCUGGUCAAAAAUAGUGCACUAAAUAGUGAAUAGGCUGUCUGAGUUUGCCAUCUCUCCCAGGGCUUCAGCAGGUUGAUCUGUGCUCAGAAGAAGGAGAACCAGACAGUGGUAGUGGUCUGUGAGCUGGGGAACCCUAUGAAGCAGGGCCAGAAGGUAACCACCAUGUAAUUAUAGUAAAAGUAAAUACCCUUGAACGUGCCUUGCAUCUCCUGUUUCUGUAGCAUGAGGCAGCUUGAUGGACAGGACACUAAUCUUAACCCCAAUCUCCUUAAUGCUGUCUGAGUGCCAAGCAGAGACUCAUCGGGUCCCAUUUUUACAGUCUGUAGUUUAACUUGGCCGGGGAUCGAACUCCCAACCUUCCAAACUCUGGCCGGACACACUGAGUUUGCAUAGAAUUACAUCUAAAAUAGUAGUAAUUCAAUAGGAUUUCUAUGGUAACCACUAACCAUAGCUAGUGCUAAGGGAGAGGUGUGAAUGUUUUACCGAGACAUGUCACUGUGUGCUCUGGUUUCCUGUGAAUGUGUGAAAGCAUCAAGGAGGUUUCUGGUCGUUCUGGGUCUUCGCUAUCAACGGACGUGGAUGACAUGUGACUGUGUGUUUGCAAUAGCUCUGUUUUCCUGUCAGUCUGAAUGAUACAGUACAGUAUGUUCUUCCCUCUGUCUGUCGUAGCUCCAGGCCGGUCUGUUCUUCAGCGUGGGGAACCUGGAGGAGGUGGAGAGCCAAGUGUCAUUCACAUUACAGAUCAAAAGGCUAGAACAACACUUUCGUCCCGUCUUGUGAUUUUAAUGCCAUCGAUGCCCCCAAGCCAUUGUUUUUAAUGGGAGAAUUCAAGAUCACUAAAGCUAAUAUUUAGUGUAGAUUGAUCAACACAAUGUAAGGCAUAUUUAGAGUCUCUGAGAUACACAUGGUUUACAAACUGGUUAAUCCAGUCGUCUGUAUUUUAGACGUUCAAGGUGUUAGCUGAAGGUUCAUGGCUUUUCUAAUGAGACAAGGGAAAUGUUCAACACUCAUUCAGCUUCUCCCUUCCUUUAAAUAUAUCUAGCAAGAACAGCCAGAACCCGGACAGUAACGUGGCCCAUCUGAGGAUUGAUGUCAGCGCUGUGGCAGCUCUGGAGAUUCGGGGGUGGGUGGGCCUUCCUUCAUUCUCCUCCAAUUCUCCUCCAAUUAUCAUCAGAGCCAUAAACUGUGCUGUUUUGUGCUACCAUGGAAACGAGCACUCCUCCUGUGACCUUAGACACACUUUCUGUGUGACAAUUCAGAGCUGCCUUGGCAGACUAGCAGCAGACUGAAUAUCUAGUAUCCAAAAGGGAUUAGUGAUGUUUGCCAUUGGAAGAUGUUGUCCUAAUGCGAGCGUAUUACAGUGCAGUAACAGCAUGGUUUCCUCUUGUCCUUGUAGUUGUUGGUUUUCCCAGGACACGUAGUUACUAAUUAUCACCAGGGCUAUUUAACUAUAAGACCAAGAGGUGCAAAUUAAGCAUCCUGUAGCAGUCUGAUCCCUAUAUCCCACUGAGAUCAGUUAGAAAGUAGGCAAUACAUUGGAUCCCGGAUCGACUGUCUGUGCUGCCAUGCAUGACAACAACCAUAUAAGCAUUGGCAAGACAGCAAAAACGGAUCUGGGACCAGGCUAGUGUUAUCAGUGUUGUCCUCAGCGUUUGGUCCACCCUUGUAGCCUGUUGUUUUUUUGGACAGGGGCUCCUCUCCACCUGAGUGUGUCCUGCCCAUUGCCAAGUGGGAAGAGAAGGAGCAGCCUGCUGACCUGGAGGAGGUUGGCCCACUAGUGGAACACGUCUAUGAGGUAACUCUAUUAUGGUUCACUCAGUGAUUCACUCAGAAAAGAAACAAAGCAUUUAAGACAUUUGUCUCUCUGAGGUUGGUGCAGUUUUAGGCCAAAAUGCGUAACAUCUAUUUGAAGAGUCCAUAAGGCCCUUAUAGAGUAUGUUUUGUAUACGUUAUGUCAUAUUUAUACAAAGACAAUGAGAUCCAACUUAGUGAGUGAAAUCUGAAAGCAUGUGUUUUUGUGUUGAAACUAUCAGUUGAGGAACCUGGGUCCGAGCACGGUCAACGCCAGGGUGGAGGUAGAGUUCCCCACCCGUCACCAUGGAGACUUCCUGCUCUAUGUGUUCGCCAACGCCUCUGAGGAUUUCCUCACCUGCCACACUGACUCCCCUGACAUCGACCCAUACCAGGUGAGAGAGGUAGCCAUGUUGUGGCCCUGCAGUGUGCCAAACAGCAAAUAUUUCUAUAGCGGGAAAAAUAUGUUUUUAUUAAAUCACUAUUUUAUUUUAUAUUUGCCUUAAAUAGAAGCAAAACCAUAUGUUCUAUUCAUUCUUUUGAUGAUGUUUUGGUCAUAUGAAAUUGGAGUACACUCUUCUGUUUUCGCAGUUGGUGAAGACCGGGAAUGCUACUGUUGGUACAGUGUACAAGGUCAAACAGAAUGAGGUGGCACGGCCGGAGACUCAGCGCAAAGAGACCGUUCACGUGGUAAACAAGUGUCGCCUCAUGCGAUUAACAUAAUGACAUGCAUCAGUGUACUUAUGACAGCAAUACAAUCAAACUGUCUUGUCUUUACUUGAUGCUGUACAGUAGGCUAGUACCACUUUGCUGCAAUUUCAGAGACAACUUCCAAUAUUCUGUAUAUGCCACAAGAGGGGGAUGUACAACAAAAUAUUGCAUCUCUCAGGUGGAUGGGGACAUUCCAUUGAUGUGUCAUGGGGGAAACAAGUUGACUCAGUUUGGUGUGGUCCUCUCUCGAUUUCUCCACAGAACUGCACCAGUGGAGAUACCUGUCUGAGGUUUGUGUGUGAGGCCACAGGUCUGGAGAGAGGCUGGAGCGCUGUGGUGAAGGUGAUGUCCCGACUCUGGGUACAGACUUUCCUGGAGGUGAGAGGGAGGGAGGGAGGGACUAACUAACUCAGGGGCCUAUAGCAUAUCACAGUGACAUUGUUUCCACACAAUUUUUCACUAUAGCUACAUUCAUAGGUGCAAAGUAAAAGCUCUCCAAGACAGCUCUGCAUCAAAUUGAGAUAGCAUUUUGUAUGAUCUUACUUCUUUGACAUCAUUCCGUAAUGAUUAUGAAACCCUCAUUCUGUUUCCCCUAGAGGCCCUAUGAGAAUUAUGUUCUCCACUCUACAGCACGCUAUGAGGUUAUAGAUAUGCCCUCUAAGAUCCAGCCGAAAGAACUGCCAAGUGGACAGGCUGAGGUACAAAACUUUUAUUGGUGUGUAGACAACAUUUAUUUACUAAGUAAGUAAAUUACUUACUUGAGGCAUAUACACAACCAUUUCUUCAGUACUCAUUGGAAAAAUGAAAUUGGAGCCAGUUGACCAUCUGUGUAUGUGUGUGUAGACCCAGACCAGUGUGGUGUGGAGAGCUCCUGAUGGAGAGAAGGAGGUGCCGGUGUGGUGGAUCAUUGUGGCCGUGGUCUCUGGCCUCUUCCUCCUCGCUCUGCUAGCUCUGAUCUUCUGGAAGGUAAUGUACUGAAAUAGUUUAAACAGCAGGUGGCGCAGGAUUGGGCCCCAAAACUGGGAAGCGUUUCAAAGGUGCUUUCAUUUUACAUUUUAGUCAUUUAGCAGACACUCUUAUCCAUAGCAACUUACAGUUAGUGAGUGCAUACAUUUUUCAUACUGGCCCCCCUGGCCCCCCGUGGGAAUCGAUCCCACAACCCUGGCGUUGCAAGCGCCAUGCUCUACCAACUGAGCUACAGGAGGCUUUCUCAGCUAUCAUCUAAGUAUUGAUCAGUCAGUCUUUUUAAAUUAUAUGUUUUUCUCAAACCUGUAACUAUUGUUUUAAAUGGAGAAAAUGUAGAGGGGGCAUAAAGGAGAAUGUCCUUAAUGACAUAGAAAUGAAACCGGAAUCAGGAAACAAUAUGUGGAAAUGUAAAUGUUUCGUGUCUAUGCUUCAGGUGGGGUUCUUUAAUCGCAACCGUCCCCCGUGUGAUGAGGAUGAUGACAAUGCAGAACAGCUAGCUGGGGCUGGACAGUCUGAAUACGCUGAGAUGUCCCCAAACACAGAGGACAAGCAAGCAUAAACAACUAUCACCCUGGAAAUCCUGGUGUUUUAUGUAUUUAUUUGGUUUGACACAGACGCCCACACUUUUUCUGAGUGUUAAACUGUUUCACAUGGUUUGUAAAAGUUGCUAUGGGCUUCUUGUUUUACUCCCUAUAACUGCACAUUUACUAAAGAUGCACCCUAAAUAUGUUUUUUAAAGGGUAUCUUUUAGCUAUUGCAUUUUGUAUUAAAAUAAUCAUAUAAUCUUGAUUUAACACUUUGUGUCCUUUUGAAGCCAAACUGGCAUUCCAAUGUUCACAGAGGGGAUAUCCUUGUUAGUGUGAUGGCAUCGGCCUGCUCUCUAAGUAACCAUUGUGUUGAGGAGACCAUCAUGACUCACUGAAGGCUGAGCCAGCUUCCUGUUAUUGUAAAGGAGAGAGGGUAGAGGGGAGACCCUAGAGUGACAAUAACGCUCAGACCAGGCAAUCCUGUGUUUAUGCAGCCCAUGUAAAAAUAAUAAGAAAUAAAUACCCUGAUAUGGCAAGAAGGGUAC